Molecule: messenger RNA, 2223 nt
Organism: Spirodela intermedia
Lineage: Eukaryota; Viridiplantae; Streptophyta; Magnoliopsida; Alismatales; Araceae
Source: the annotation of a GenBank genome assembly
AUGAUAUCUCCAGAGGGACUCCGGCGAGGGUUUCUCCUUUACUGGCUGACCUUCUUGCCUCUACUGGCGCUGUACAGCGGCCAGGUCUGGUCUGCCGCGGCAGCGGAGCAAACCGGCGGCGCCACCAGAUUCGACUUCGGGAUGCUCUCUCUCACGAAUCUGAAGCUCCUCGGAGACGCCCACCUGAAUAAAGGCAGCAUCCAACUCUCCCCGGACCUCCCCGUCCCCAACAGCGGCGCCGGCCGCGCGCUGUACGCGAGGCCCGUGCGGUUCCGGCACGAGGCCACCCGCCUCCCCCUCUCCUUCUCGACCUUCUUCUCCUUCUCCAUCACUCACCUCAACCCGUCCUCCAUCGGCGGCGGCCUCGCCUUCCUGCUCUCCUCCGACGACCGCCGCGUGGGCGACGCCGGCGGCUUCCUCGGGCUCAUCAACGGCAGCGCCGUCGCGCUCGAGGACGGCGCCAUCGUCGUGGCGGUUGAGUUCGACACGCUGAUGGACGUCGAAUUCAACGACAUCAACGGGAACCACGUCGGCGUGGACCUCAACAGCAUGGUCUCCACCGAGGUCGCCGACCUGGACGCCGUCGGUGUAGACCUGAAGAGCGGCGACCUCAUCAAUGCCUGGAUUGAGUACAACAGCACCGCUCAAAUCUUCCGGGUCUACGUCUCCUACGCCACCGUCCGCCCCGCUGAGCCUGUCAUCUCCCUCCCCAUUGACCUGGGUCGCUUCGUGAACGAUUUCAUGUACGUAGGGUUCUCUGGCUCCACUCAGGGAAGCACCGAGGUUCACAGCAUCGAAUGGUGGAGCUUUGCGGCCGCCGGAUCCCCCGCUUCCUCGGCCGAGUUCUCCCCUGCGACGGCGCCGCCUCCGCCGGACUCGCCUGCCCCGCCGCCAAAUGCAGUCUCCCCUUCAAUCUCUGUGUCCGUGGCAAAGGCGAGCCCGAAACUCUCGUCGUCGUCGUCGUCUUCCUGCCAAAGCAAUGGUCUCUGCAGACAGGGCCCGGCGGCUGUCGCAGGGGUGGCCACCGGCGGGGCCUUCUUCCUCGCGGUCUGCGCAGGGCUGCUGGUGUGGGCCUACACCAGGAAGCUCAAGUCCGUGCAGAAACCCGACAAUCUGGCGGCGGAGAUCAUCAGAACCCCCCGAGAGUUCGGUUACAGAGAGCUGAGCUCCGCCACCCGCGGAUUCGACCGCGCGAGGAUCAUCGGCCACGGGGCCUUCGGCACGGUCUACAAGGGCAUCAUCCCGGCGACGGGGGCUAUGGUGGCCGUCAAGAGGUGCACAAACAACGGCGGCGGCAGCGACAGGCAGGGGAGAGCCGAGUUCCUAUCAGAGCUCUCCAUCAUCGCCGGCCUCCGCCACCGGAACCUCGUCAGGCUGCAGGGCUGGUGCCACGAGAAGGGGGAAAUCCUCCUGGUCUACGACUACAUGCCCAACGGCAGCCUGGACAAGGCCCUCUACGAACCCAGAUCCUCCGGCGAGGUUCUCUCAUGGCGCCACCGGCGGAGGAUCCUGACAGGGAUAGCGUCGGCGCUGGCGUACCUCCACCGGGAGUGCGAGCGGCAGGUCAUCCACAGGGACGUCAAGUCCAGCAACGUGAUGCUCGACGAGGACUUGCAGGCGCGGCUGGGGGACUUCGGGCUGGCGAGGCAGGUGGAGCACGAUAAGACCCCGGAGGCCACCGUGACGGCGGGCACCAUGGGCUACCUCGCGCCGGAGUACCUGCUGACGGGGAGGGCGACAGAGAAGACGGACGUGUUCAGCUUCGGGGUGGUGGUGCUGGAGGUGGCCUGCGGGCGGCGGCCCAUCGAGAACAGGGCAAGCGGCGGCGGCGCCGCCGCUGGCACGGCGGUGGGGAGCAAUCUGGUGGAGUGGGUGUGGGGGCUGCACGCCGAGGGGCGGCUGCCGGCGGCGGCAGACGGGAGAUUGGCAGGGGAGUUCGACGAGGGGGAGAUGAGGAAGGUGCUGCUGGUGGGGCUGGCCUGCGCCCACCCGGACCAGGCGGUGCGGCCCACCAUGAGGAGCGCGGUGCAGAUGCUCAGCGGGGAGACGGAGCCGCCAUUUUUGCCGGGCUCGAAGCCCUCCAUGAGCUUCGGCAGCACCAGCCACCACCUCCUCCUCAGCUUGCAGGACAGCGUCUCCGACUGCAACAUGAUGACCGCUCUCUCCACUUCCUCCUCUUCCUCCUCCGUCAGCGCCACCCUGAUGAUACCGCGCGGCCCCUAA